Molecule: messenger RNA, 567 nt
Organism: Postia placenta MAD-698-R-SB12
Lineage: Eukaryota; Fungi; Basidiomycota; Agaricomycetes; Polyporales; Adustoporiaceae
Exons: 2
Coding region: 1-567 (188 amino acids)
Source: RefSeq, a predicted model, not a curated record
AUGCGGUUGCAGCAGAUCGCUCGCAAGGACGAGCUGGUCGAAGACGCGGUCAAACAUCUCAUAAAGUCUCGACGACAAUCCGCAGACGAUUAUAACAAGAAGCAUGCGCGGUCAAUGACCGAAGCUUUCGAGCCUGGGAUGUGGGUGCUCGUGCAUGAGACCUGGUUGGACAAUCAGCAUGGAAAUAAGGGAGCUCUUCGAUGGGCUGGUCCGUACAUGAUUCAGGAGCGACACCCGUCGGGGUCGUAUGCGAUACGAGAGUUGGAUGGAGUUGUGCUGAAAGAGGCGGUCGCCGCUAGUCGGUUAAAGCUUUUCUAUUACAGGAACGACCAUCAAGUCAUGAUGUCAGGGUUAUCAAGUGACUGGCGCGACCGAUUCCCUCCCGGCUUGCCUAGCUUUCUGUUCACUUCGUCGACAACAGCAAUCGUCGAUUUUGCGAGAAACAACGAGCUGGAAGAACUCUCGUACACAGAAGACCAUCCCACGGGCGUAACAAGGAGGAGUCGAUCCAAUUUACGAGAACUCUUACACACGCAAAUUCAUAUAUCAUUUCCCCAUAUCCUAUGA